Molecule: messenger RNA, 3051 nt
Organism: Anopheles cruzii
Lineage: Eukaryota; Metazoa; Arthropoda; Insecta; Diptera; Culicidae
Exons: 6
Coding region: 1-2838 (945 amino acids)
Biological process (GO): cellular response to calcium ion; regulation of dopamine secretion; calcium-ion regulated exocytosis
Molecular function (GO): clathrin binding; SNARE binding; calcium ion binding
Source: RefSeq, a predicted model, not a curated record
AUGGACACGACGGUGCUGAUCUCCUGGCUGGCACUGGCCGGUACGCUGCUGCUCGUGGCGCUCCUGCUAUGCCGCCUGAUACAACCGUACGACAUCGCCUGGUUUCUGUCGAACCGCGAGGACAAGAGCAACCUGUCGAAGAUGCGACUGUACAACGCGAACGGCUACCUGAUGCGCUCCGGCUCGGAGAUACUGCUCGGUUCGACCGGCAGCUUCCGGCGCUUCGAUUCGGUCGACCGCGACUACCGGCCCCAGGUGCCGAGCGCCACGGCCGUUCCGCCGUGGCACCGCUCGACUGACGACCCGGACAUUCCGCCCCAACCGCUGCGUCCGGCGCCCUCGCCCCGGGAGGCGAAGGUGACCCGCGAUAAGCCAAUCCACCGCCAAACGUCCGAACCGGACUCCACCGCCCGCUCGAUCAUCAUCUCGCCCAUUCCGCGGCCGGUACCGCGGAAGCAGCACUCGGCGCCGCUAUCGUUUCCGCUACCCCUGCUCGGUUCGCCGCGUGAAAAACGCGGAGGGCCUGCAGCAUCAGCAGCAGCAACAGCAGUGGUGCCCUCUCCUCCCGUGCACGCACCUUGCACGAAUCCGUUCCUCGGCGGGGUGCCGUUCAAGGAAGAGUGCGGUGAAGGACUCGCCCCGACUGCUACCACCCGGACGCCUACCAAACCGGUACCGGGUAGCGCCCUGCGUGCCGUCACGAUCGCUUCUCCGGUCCACCCCGGGGUGCUCCGUGCGCUCCACUCCGCCAACAAUCCGUUCGUCGAUGCGUCCUCCACACUGCUCCAACAAUCAACUGGCAAUCAAACGAACCAAUAUCGCCAUCAGCAACAACAACAACAAGCUUGCAUUUUCAGCUUCGAACCGGCGACGGUGCAGUCACUGUACAAUCGGUCGAACCCUUCGCUGCCGGCACCACUUACCGGCACCACCACCAAGCUGCCAACGUCGGCGACGCCAGCGGCCACCCCGGAGGACGACCCGCUCCGGCGGGCGGAGAAACGGCUCAGCACGAUGGAGAAUCUACGACGGAUGUCGCGCCUCAUCGAGAGCAAUCAGUUGCUGCUGAACAUCUACCAGCAGUUUAACCGCACGGUGUCGGAACCGCAUCCGGAACCACCAGCUGCUGUUCCUCCGGCCUCAGCUCCCAGCCCGGACCCAGACGCGGAUCGUUCGCGACCAUCCAUGGCGCACACACGACCACCUUACCCAGGCGGACCACCGGCGGCCGGCGAGCCCGUUCCGCCCUGCCUUGACAGGUACCGUGAUUCCCCCCGCACCGACGCCGUCGAUAGCCUGCGGCGGGUACCGUCGGUUUCGCGCAACAUCAAGCACAUCCUGCGCAACCGUUCCUUCUCGGAGACGGAGUUUAGCGAGCGGGCCCUGGCGAAGACGCUCGCGAUGCUAUCGGAAUCGGAGCCACCACCGUCACCACCGGCCGCCACCAUGAUGAAGCACGCGUCGUACCGGGACUUGAGUCGCUACGUACCGGGUGCCGGCGCUGGCGGCCGAGUAGGGCCCUCCCACGGUCAGCGGACGGUCAGCGAGACGCUACACAAGACGGUUUCGGAAUCGUUUCUCGAGCAGUACUCGCUGCUCGGACGCUGUGGCCCGACGGGGGUGCCAGCCGGCGAGCCAGUAGGCGAUGAGGUCGCGGGUGCGGCGUGCGAACGAUUCCGCCCAACGACCACGGUCCUUCCGUCGUCGUCCUGCGAAUCGGUCGCAUCGCAGUCGUCGGUCGUGUUCGCGGACCUUACACCGAGCCUGUACCGGGGCUAUCUGUGCGUGGGACUGCAACCUGACAGGUCCGGCGGCGGUGCGGAGCUGGCCGUUACGGUGCAGGAGGCAAAGGAUCUGGUUAGGCCGGGUGGGCCGUCCGACGCGGGCGAGAUGGAAACGUUCGUUAGAGUUUUCAUGUCCACCGACAAGGCGAAUGCGGUACAGACCAAGGUCUGUGCAGGUUCGGCCGGUCGGCCAAGCUACGGCGAAACUUUCCGCUUCCGGAUCCCGGCCAACGGUGGCACCGGUGGGCGGCGGCAAACACUUUGCUUUCAGGUGUACCAGAACGAUGCCCGGUCGCCGGCGCUAAUAGGUGAGGCGGAAGCGCAGAUUAACGACACCAGCCAGCAGUGGCCGACGACAACGUGGCUUCAGUUGCGCGACUGCAGCUACCAGAAGGGCUCGCAUCUAGGCGAACUGAUGUUUUCGCUCAGCUACCUCCCGACGGCGGAACGGCUGACCGUGGUGGUGGUGAAGGCACGCAACAUCGUCCUAAAGCCGCGCAUCGUCGACAGUGGGCGACGGGGAACGGUCCACGGUAACGAGCCGGCGGCACUGGAUGGUCCACCGGCUGCACCCGACACCGUCGGUCCCGAUCCCGAGUGCGGGGGAAAUAUUUUCGUGAAGGUGUAUCUCCUGAAGAACGACCAGAAGGUGUCGAAAAAGAAAACGUCAGCCAAGCGGGCCGAACAGUUUCCGAUUUACAAUGAAGCGAUCAUCUUCAGCGUGCCGCCAUACCUGCUGAACGCGGUCCAGAUACGGUUGUCGGUGGUGCAGAUGGUGGCCCGAGCGGAAACGUCGCCGUUUCCCGGAGACGGCGUCGACCGGGCGGGAUACCGGAGAAAGCCGAGCGUGAAGCUCGUGUCGCUGGGGCACGUCAUCAUCGGGAGCGGGACGACGGGCAAGGCCUUGCGGCACUGGCACCAGAUGCUUACGGCGCUCCGCAAACCCGUGGCGAUGUGGCACGGCCUGCGCAGCACCUCGGAACGCAAACAACCCCGGUCCGGUGCCGGAGGCGGCACGGAUCAUCAACACGACCAACUUCCCGCGGAUGCUUGAACGAACUUGUGUGUGUGUGUUGCCAACUGUGUCGCGCAAUGCGCAAUCGUUCUAUUCGAUUGAGUAACAUUCUCAUAUCUAUAUGUGUAUAUCUUCAUACGUGUAUGUACUUUUGUUCUCCGCCAAACCGCCGACUAUUCGCUACCGACGCCCGUUGCAACCGGUUCUGUGCGAUUGUCACGAUCAACAUCAGGAAUGCCUUUAACAGCGCCA